CGGGGAAGUGUCGUCCAAUCAGCGAACUCGAGCGGAAGGUGACAUUGAUCCGGUGUCAUGGCGUCGCUGGUCCGGCUCGGAGUAGCUCUGAAGGCCGGAGGUCGUCUAUUCGGGUCUGCGGUGAGGAAGCAGCCUGGAGUCCGCCAUUCCGGAGGCCACACAGAACCUCGCUACAGACAGUUGACUGAUGUGCCCAAGGCAAAUGUUAUAAGGGCUGAGCUGAUUGGUGGCCUGAUGUGGUUUUGGAUCCUGUGGCAUUUCUGGCAUCAGCCAUCUGAAGUUUUUGGUCACUUUCCCUAUCCUGACCCUGAUGAGUGGACAGAUGAAGAGCUGGGCAUCCCCGCAGAAGAUGAAGAGUAGAUCUGUGUAUUCUCAGU
Messenger RNA from Nanorana parkeri, 377 nucleotides. RefSeq names its product NADH:ubiquinone oxidoreductase subunit B2 (gene NDUFB2). Lineage: Eukaryota; Metazoa; Chordata; Amphibia; Anura; Dicroglossidae. The record is from RefSeq and is a predicted model, not a curated record. Gene Ontology annotation, cellular component: mitochondrial inner membrane. The transcript has 3 exons. Bases 58 to 360 code for a protein of 100 amino acids.